AUGGCUCGCGCUCAGCUGGUGGCCGUCCCCCUCGCCGCCGCGGCGCUGGCGCUGCUCGCCGCCGCGGCGUCCUCCUCCGAGGCCGCCGCCUCCUUCACCUGCGCCCAGGUCCUCUCCGCCAUGUCCCCCUGCUUCGCCUACGCCCGCGGCGACGGCCCCAUCGGCCAGUGCUGCGGCGGCGUCAGGAGCCUCGACUCCGCCGCCAGGACCCCCGCCGACAGGCGCUUCGCCUGCGGCUGCCUCAAGUCUGCCGCCGCCAGGGUCAGCGGGCUCAACGCCGCCACCGCCGCCAAGAUCCCGUCCAGGUGCGCCGUCGACAUCCCCACCAUCAGCCCGUCCAUCGACUGCUCCAGGGUGAGCUGAACGACAGCCGGAUCCAUCCUAUCAUCGCGCCGGACCCUGCCUCCGCCGUCGCUACGUAUCUAGCUAAUGAUCAGUUACUCAUGAUGCAUAAAAUCUGUCCGG
This is a messenger RNA of Panicum hallii, 465 nucleotides long. Its product is annotated as non-specific lipid-transfer protein-like. Bases 1 to 363 code for a protein of 120 amino acids. Gene Ontology annotation, cellular component: membrane. The transcript is spliced from 2 exons. Lineage: Eukaryota; Viridiplantae; Streptophyta; Magnoliopsida; Poales; Poaceae. Gene Ontology annotation, biological process: lipid transport. The record is from RefSeq and is a predicted model, not a curated record. Gene Ontology annotation, molecular function: lipid binding.